Monomorium pharaonis (pharaoh ant) is the source of this 1779-nucleotide messenger RNA. It is a transcript of the gene Lrr47, whose product is annotated as leucine-rich repeat protein 1. NCBI's taxonomy places the organism in Eukaryota, Metazoa, Arthropoda, Insecta, Hymenoptera, Formicidae. The transcript is spliced from 4 exons. The coding region runs from base 229 to 1488 and encodes 419 amino acids. The record is from RefSeq and is a predicted model, not a curated record. Gene Ontology annotation, molecular function: protein binding.
UCUGGCGCUAGUGCGGUUUUCGCGGUUUUCUAUUAAGGCUGUUUUGUUAACAUAAUUUUUGAAUAAUAAGUGAAUUAAAAUUGACGACACUUAAGUGAAAUUGAAAAGCGUUUCCAUAGUCGAUAACAAGCUAAUUUAUUAUUCAGAGCGUGAUCGUUCUAUUUGAUGUUGCCGGCGUUGUUUCAGAUUGUGAUCAGCUGAUUUAUUGACGCACGAGAGUCAACAAUCAUGAAGUUCCAUUGCAACGUUGAGAUUCAUGACAGAAUAUUAUCUGUCUGCUCGCAGAGGAGAUCGCAGUCGAUCUUGGCAUUCGCUAAGAAAUCGGUCAACGAUGACGACGUGUGUCUGUAUCUGCAGACACGACAGAACAAGCGGGGUACUAAGUACCAGAUUGUCAACAACAUAGAACAAGUAUUUACAAAAUUUGUCACCGAUGGCAAAGUUACAGUGAGAUUGAUAAAACCCUGUCAUGAUUUAAUCAUUCAGAGUGAUAUAAUCCAAUUGAAGAGCUUCCUCCGUCUAUUGAAUCUUGUAAUAAAAGGGCAUUCUCAACACGACAAUCUUGUGAAGCAGUGUACUCUAGUGUCUGAAGUGUCUUUCAACUCCAGUGAAUUUUCCUUAGGAAAAGUCAAAGUUGUAGUAAAGAAAAAAUCAGAAUAUCCGACUCUACAAGGUUUUCCAAGAACAACACAGGAGCUAAUUUUAAAUGGACUAAAUAGAAGAUCAUUUGAUCGACAAAUUUUGCGUUUACAAAGUCUAAGAAUUUUAGACUUAUCAAACAACGAUAUCUGCUACUUGCCAAAAGAGCUAGGCAUGUUACCUCACCUUCAGCAACUUCUUUUGUCAAGGAAUAAUCUCGGAAAAUCGCCUAUAUCUAAAUGGACGUGGUUAGAGCAAGCUGCUGUUAAACGAAAUUUACAUUUCUUGGAUAUAAGUAAUAAUUCACUGACUAAAUUGCCAUCACAAAUUAAAAACCUCAAUGCCUUAGUACAUCUGAAGAUCAGCGAAAACGCGUUGACGUAUUUACCACAUAAUAUCGGAGCUUUGCGAAAUUUAAGGAUUUUAGAUGUAUCAAAAAAUGAUUUGUCAUAUUUACCAGUGACGAUAAAGUUUUUGCGACUACAUCUUUUAAAUAUAAUGCAGAAUUCAUUUAUCUGUUUAACAAAUUUUCUUAAUGUGAUUGUUCCCGACAAUGGCACUGUAAUGAAAAAUGUAAGGAGUCUUGUUGAAUGGUCAGCUAAAAGUGUCUUGAAGUCCAGGAUAAGGUACGACGCAAAUAUUAUUCCAUACACGUUAGUGGAAUAUUUGGAUGAAGCAAAAUACUGUCAUCAAUGCAGAACUGCCUGCUUUGAUUGUUAUAUAAAAAGAUUCAUAGAUCUACCUGAUAUAUUUUUAUCGUGUAACGAAGUAAGAAUAUCAGCGCUUCAACCACCUUUAAAAUUUGAAACUUAUUUUUGUUCAUUAGUCUGUGUUAAUAAUUAUGUUUAAAAAAAUACUUGUUAGAUUGAAUUCUUGUCUUUAUUUUCUUUAUUGAAUUUUUUCCCUUGAUUAGUAAUACAUAAUAGUAUAAUAAUUUUUAUUCCUCUGUAUAAAGUACACUCAUUCAGAUUUAUAUUUAUUACACUUAUUAUUGAUAAGUUUUGACCAAUAACAUCAACGAUUGUUACUCAAAUAUAAAUCAAAUAUAAUUGUAUCUGUAAUUUUUAUACACUUUUUACACAUUGUUGGUUGUCAUAAUUGAUAAUACAUUAUAUAAUAAAAAUUUUAUAUUUAUAUCAA